AUGGGAGCGCCCGCGCGCGCCCGGACCCUCUUCCCCAGCAGCGAGAGCGCGCGGAAAAGCUCCAGGGGCCCGCGCCAGUCUGCUCUCCAGCUGGAGCAGCGCAGACGGGCGCUGCUGGAAAUCCGAGAAGCCGAGUAUGGAGCCGACGCCAGGGCGCCCGAAGCAUCCUCGGGCCUCUCCCCUGACGGCGCCGAGGGCUCCUCCUAG
Messenger RNA from Rangifer tarandus platyrhynchus (Svalbard reindeer), 207 nucleotides. The record is from the annotation of a GenBank genome assembly. NCBI's taxonomy places the organism in Eukaryota, Metazoa, Chordata, Mammalia, Artiodactyla, Cervidae.